This is a messenger RNA of Silurus meridionalis, 8589 nucleotides long. RefSeq names its product adenylate cyclase 5 (gene adcy5). Gene Ontology annotation, molecular function: adenylate cyclase activity. The transcript has 21 exons. NCBI's taxonomy places the organism in Eukaryota, Metazoa, Chordata, Actinopteri, Siluriformes, Siluridae. Gene Ontology annotation, cellular component: plasma membrane. The coding region runs from base 2172 to 5870 and encodes 1232 amino acids. Gene Ontology annotation, biological process: intracellular signal transduction; adenylate cyclase-activating G protein-coupled receptor signaling pathway; adenylate cyclase-inhibiting G protein-coupled receptor signaling pathway. The record is from RefSeq and is a predicted model, not a curated record.
GUUCUAGAAAUACCUCACUUUCUGGGAGACUGAACUUCAUUCCUCGAACAGAUUCAUCAAAUUGGAUUGUAUUACAGAUUUGAGGAUUUUAUUUAUAUAUUUAUAUAAGAAAAAUCUUAAUUAAAAGAUCAGGUUACAACAUAUUGAGGAAAAGGGUUUUUUUUUUUUUGUUAAUAAAGAUUGAGGGUAUAUUUCCUUAAAGGUGAAGUGCUUCUUGAAAAAACAUACUGUGAAAUAAACACAAAUAGGCACAAACUAGACUGUUCUGCACAAUGGAAAUAAAAUGCCACAGUCUAUUACAAAAGUACACAAACUGACAUCUUAAAAUGACGCACUACACUUAAAAUUGAACAUAUACAUAAUCAUAUACAUGAUUGCACUAAUUGAUGCAAGUUAAAUGACAAAACUAAUGCAGACUAUUGCAUUAGUACAACUAAUGAGUACAACUACUCCCAUCAUGCCAUAAACAAGAAACACAGUACAAAAAAAAGGCCACAUUAGUUUCACAAUUGCAGUGUUGACAAAAAAAAUGCUACAUUUUUUUUUAUAAUUAUGCAAUUAAUCCACAAAAAUGCACUAAAAUUGCACAAACAAACCAAUUCCAGAUUUUUUGUUUACAUAACUAACAUACAAAAUGUCACAGAGAAUGCUCCAGUUACACAACGAACACAAUGCAUCAGACAGUACUAUAAAUACACAACUAAUAGUUUGUCUCUUCACUGUCUCUCAGCUUCGUUGCUGAGAAAACACAUCCUAAAACACUAAAUAGUGCUCAUGAGAUGUGCGCUGUCGCAUGCCUGCUAUUUUAACACACUAUUUAUCACCACAGUGCGGGUUUUCGCGCAUAGCCAUGCUCUUGUCUCCAGCUGGAUUUUUCAGGAGCCGCCCACUCCUUCUCCAAAUCACCUCUCGGUGAGUGACAAGCGCGCUGACCAAUCGCAAAGCCCGAAGGCAAAUUACUCAAUCACGCGUGGAAUCCGGUUGGCUGAGAGUCCAGCUCUUUGGAAAUCACACUUGGUUGAAUGGCAAUACAAAGCACCCAAAAAGGGUGAUGCAUAAUCGAUAGUGUGCGUGCGCGCGCCCGUGUGUGUGUGUUCUUCUAGACGCAAAAACCUGCACGGCUCGCGCUCGUGGUGCGCGCGCACACACACACACACACACUCCACCAGCAGCUGCAUCUUCAGUGCCGGACUCGUUUGUGCAUCGGUGCCUGGGUGAGAGCUGGUGCUUGUCGCGGCAACGUGAGCGUGGAAGGGGCGUGUGAAAUGCAUCCACAGCUCGAGCGAAUUCGCUAGUGGACAGCUCUGAGGUCACGACGGCGCGCGCGGACCUUAUAAUCAGGGAUCGUGAAUGUGUCGUGAUGAUUUCGGACAUGAGGGGAAAUCAUCCUCCUCCUCCUCCUCUUCAUCCUCACCAUCAUGCAACCAUCUAGUGGGCAAGCGCCGCUCGCGCAGGUGAUCGUCUCUCUCGGAGAUCUCUAGACCGAUGGAUCAGUGCGGACUGUACGAUGGAGUGUUUUUCUGUCCUCUCCGGUCCCACUUGCUCUCUCUGAUCGGACAGGCUGCUCUGUUUGUUCCGCAUGUCAAAUGAAAGCAUCUGAGAACCUCGCAAGGAUGGUCGUGUCUCUAGAAAAAUAAAGAACCGCAAAAUUUUGUAGCCUCACUGGGAAUAUUUCCAGCCAACAUGGAAAACGAGAGGAAUACCAGUACAACAUGCAGGGCUGUAUCCCAGUGCAGCAGGGUUUAUUUCCCAUGAUGCUUUUGAUUGCGCAGGGACCUGUCCUUAAUGAGUGCAUUGCAUGUUUAAUUAUUUUCCGCUCUCUCAAUAACGCCAGUUUGCAUUUUAUUAUUAUUAUUAUUAUAAUAAUUAUUAUUAUUAUUUCAAAGUUGUCCUUUAGAUGCUUGCUUGUUGAACUUGCAUAUGCAUGUGGAUUUAAUGCGCAGGGGAUAUUUAGAAAGUAGGCUUCCUUGCGCAAAGCUGUAUUUCAUUUAGGUGGAAUUGAUACACUAUUAUACAUGGUUGUGCUUUAAUCUUUUUUUACCUUCAAUGCCUGCAGAAACAUUGCGGCCUCUUUUCUGAACUGAUCCCGAGCAGAACAUCUUGUAAAAUUUUUUAUUUUUUGGGGGGGGUAGUGUGGAAGGGUGAAGGCUCAGGUCUCAUAUGCAGAAAUCAUGUCCAGGUCGAACAGUGUGAGUCCGCCGGGUGUGGGAGCGCCGGUCCUGCGGGGAGGACACGAGCACAGAUCGGCCUGGGCCGAAGCCGAGGCCCUUUCUAACGGAUGUCCAUACUCGGCUAGGUCGAACAGAAAGCUAACGCGUACCAGCAGCCGCUGGAGGAGGGAGGAGGAAGAAGAAGAGGAGGAGGAGGAGAAGAAGAUCGCCGAGCGCCAAGCGGGACGCACGAGCUCCGUGGUGGCCCGGGUCAGUUUCAGGUCCAAGUCUGCGUGGCAGGAGAGCGGCGGCGGCAAGCAUGAGCGCUCGUCGCCGCGUCAUGCCAACGAAGAAGUGAGACCCAAAUCGGUGGAGUUGGGCUUGGAGGAACGGACGAGGAACAAGUGCAGGGCGGAGGACGAGGCGCUCGCGCCCGACGUCGCCUUCUCCUUCGGCGCGUGCUGCCGCGGCGCCAUGCACGUCUUCAGGUCCAAGAAGUUCCAGUCGGAGAAGCUGGAGAGGCUCUACCAGCGUUACUUUUUCCGCCUGAACCAGAGCUCGCUGACCAUGCUAAUGGCCGUGCUGGUGCUCGUGUGCGCCGUCAUGCUCGUCUUCCACUGCGCCGCGGGGACCUACCAGCUCCCCUACGUGGUGGUGUUCUCGGCGUCAAUCGCGCUCGUGCUCGCGCUCAUGGCGGCGUGCAACCGCACCGGCUUCCACCAGGACCACAUGUGGGUGGUGUGCUACGUGGUGAUCGCGACCGUGCUGCUGGUGCAGGCGGUCGGCGUGGUGCUGGUGCAGCCGCGCAGCGCCUCUGAAGGCGUGUGGUGGACCGUGUUCUUCAUCCACGUCGUGUACACCCUGCUGCCUGUCAGGAUGCGCGCUGCCGUCAUCACCGGACUCACACUCGCCGCUAUUCACGUGCUGACAUCCUGGAGACUAAACGACUCAGACCCGUUUUUGUGGAAACAGCUUGUGGCGAACGUGCUGAUCUUCUCCUGCACCAAUAUAGUAGGUGUGUGUACACACUACCCAGCAGAAGGCUCACAAAGGCAGGCCUUCCAGGAGACAAGAGAAUGCAUUCAGGCUCGUCUGCACUCCCAGAGAGAAAACCAGCAACAGGAACGCCUCCUCCUCUCUGUGCUUCCCCGCCAUGUUGCCAUGGAGAUGAAAGCCGACAUAAAUGCCAAGCAGGAGGAUAUGAUGUUUCACAAGAUCUACAUCCAGAAACACGACAAUGUGAGUAUCCUCUUCGCCGACAUCGAGGGAUUCACCAGUCUGGCAUCUCAGUGCACGGCUCAGGAGCUGGUCAUGACCCUGAACGAGCUGUUUGCAAGAUUUGAUAAACUGGCCGCUGAAAAUCACUGCCUACGGAUUAAGAUCCUUGGAGAUUGCUACUACUGCGUAUCGGGUUUACCAGAGGCCCGAGCUGACCACGCUCACUGCUGUGUGGAGAUGGGUGUGGACAUGAUUGAGGCUAUCUCAUUGGUGAGAGAAGUCACAGGCGUCAAUGUGAACAUGCGAGUGGGGAUCCAUAGCGGCCGAGUCCACUGUGGCGUCUUAGGUUUGAGAAAGUGGCAGUUUGACGUCUGGUCCAAUGAUGUCACGCUUGCAAAUCAUAUGGAGGCAGGAGGAAAAGCAGGCCGUAUCCACAUAACUAAAGCUACGCUGAACUAUCUGAAUGGGGACUAUGAUGUGGAGCCUGGAUUUGGAGGAGAAAGGAAUGUCUAUCUGAGGAAGCACAACAUUGAAACGUUUCUCAUAGUGGGAUGCAGCCAGAAGAGGAAAGAAGAAAAGGCCAUGAUCGCAAAGAUGAAUCGGCAGCGGACUAACAGCAUCACCCACAACAGUUCACACUGGACAGACCGGCCAUUUUAUAACCACCUUGGUGGCAACCAGGUCUCCAAAGAAAUGAAGAGAAUGGGAUUUGAAGACCCCAAGGACAAACAUUUCAUUUUCAGAAACACUCAGGAAAACCUGAACCCCGAGGACGAAGUGGACGAGUUUUUGGGCCGUGCCAUUGACGCUCGCAGCAUUGAUCGUCUGCGCUCUGAACAUGUCAAGAAAUUCCUGCUGACCUUCCGGGAGCCUGAUCUGGAGAAGAAGUAUUCUAAGCAGGUGGAUACCAGAUUCGGAGCAUACGUUGCCUGUGCCACUCUCGUCUUCUUGUUCAUCUGCUUCAUCCAACUUGUAGUCGUACCACCCUCCAAACUGAUGAUCGGAUUUUAUGUGUCGUGUUGCAUCGUUCUCAUGGUCGUUAUGUUCAUCUCAGUCAUUUACUCCUGUUUUGGGCUUUUCCCAAUGCCCCUACAGCAUCUGUCCAAAAGGAUUGUCCAGUCAAGGCUAAAUAGCACUCUGGUGGCCAUCAUUACCAUUGUGCUGGUCUUUCUUUCUGCCUUCAUAAACAUUUUCACGUGCAGCACCGAUGAUCUGAAACUGUGUUUGAGUCGAGAGUUUAAUAUCAGCCGGAGCAGUGUGAACGCUUGCCACGUGUGCAGCUCUGCCUUUAACUACUCGCUGUCAUCCCAGAAGCACCUCUGCAACAGCACCUUACCUGCCUGCAACUUCCCUGAGUAUUUCUCGUCUUGUGUCCUGCUCAGCCUGCUGGCAUGCUCUGUAUUCCUGCAAGUGAGCAGCAUCGGAAAGCUCUUCCUCAUGCUGUUCAUAGAGCUUUUGUAUGUCAUUAUCAUGGAGGUGCCAGAGGUCAACUUGUUUGACAACGGGGACCUGCUGGUGAUGGCCAACGCAAUUGAAAGCAUCAACGCAACAAGCUGUGGGACAGACAGGGUUCCCCUGAAGAUUAUGACCCCUGUGGUCAUCACCGUUUUUGUACUAGCUCUCUACUUACACGCCCAGCAAGUCGAAUCCACUGCCAGGCUGGACUUCCUAUGGAAGUUACAGGCCACAGAGGAAAAGGAAGAAAUGGAGGAGCUUCAGGCGUACAAUCGGCGUCUCCUACACAACAUCCUCCCUAAAGAUGUGGCUGCUCAUUUCCUGGCUCGGGAGCGGAGAAAUGACGAGCUCUACUACCAGUCAUGCGAGUGCGUGGCAGUCAUGUUCGCCUCCAUCAGCAAUUUCUCCGAGUUCUACGUCGAGCUGGAGGCCAACAACGAGGGCGUAGAGUGUUUGAGGCUUCUCAAUGAGAUUAUAGCUGACUUUGAUGAGGUAAUGCUUUUAGCCCUGUGUUUAGAGAUGACUAGCCCAUCCCAUUUACCCCUCAUUCAUAUUUCUUUCACUGUUAACUUCUCCUGUAUUUCUCAGAUCAUCAGUGAGGAUCAGUUUCGUCAGCUGGAGAAAAUCAAGACUAUUGGAAGCACGUAUAUGGCUGCGUCUGGCCUAAACGACUCCACCUACGAUAAGGUCGGCCGCUCACACAUUCGCGCUCUGGCUGACUAUGCCAUGCGUCUCAUGGACCAGAUGAAGUACAUCAAUGAGCACUCCUUCAAUAACUUCAAAAUGAAGAUUGGUCUUAACAUGGGUCCAGUAGUGGCUGGAGUAAUAGGGGCCCGUAAACCCCAGUAUGACAUCUGGGGCAACACGGUGAACGUAGCCAGUCGCAUGGACAGCACAGGAGUUCCUGAAAGAAUACAGGUUACCAGUGACCUCUACCAGGUCCUUCAUUCUUAUAACUACUCACUGGAAUGCAGAGGAGUUGUCAAAGUCAAAGGCAAGGGAGAAAUGAUGACUUAUUUCCUGAAUGGUGGACCGAGCAGCAGUUAACAGAAGACCUGUAUCUUACAGUCAUGACACUAAAGACACAAAGUGACUUGACGUGUUAAUAGAAAGCAAGGUGCUGAGCAUCGGGGUCUCUUUGCUCUGUCUAGAAGAACAGAGGAACUGUUAAAGAUGGCUCAUGAAGCAUAUUAAAGGUUAAAUCGAGAAAAUCCUCAAAAGCGAGGGCCAAAAUGUGGAGAAAAGGGUGGGGAAAGCAUCCACAUUUACAGAUCCAUCAUCACUAGAAGAGACCAAAGAAAAGCAAAGGAAUCUCAGAAGUGCGAGGCGUUUCACCUGCUCGGACUUUUCUCCUUGUAGGAGAGGGUGAGCGCUCGGACCCUGGCCUGCCCUCGAAAUGACAAAACUGUCUGAAUUUGAAUAAAAGUAGGCAGAUGCUAUGUUUUGUGUAUAUGAUGAUCUUUGGGAAGCAAUGUUCUCACGGUCUCGUUCUCCUCGAACACUGCUGAACAAAACGGACUCGGCGCAGCAACCGCAUAUUAUAAAUCCUUCUCCUACCCAGUGCUGGAGGACUGUGGUGGAUAUCAGUAAGAAGAACUGACUGUGUUCUGUGUCUGGCUACUUCAGAAUGAGUCUGCUCUAUCUACACACACACACACACACACACACACACAUUCAUACCCCUACGCCCACUUACUGAGCUGAAGACACUCCGGAGGAUAAAAAAUAAUGGUCAAACCUGCGUUUAUUUUGUAUCUUUGAGAUUUUGUAUUUUGUCUCAAAAACCAAACCUUAUCAAAGCUAUUUUAGAUUCUAUAUUUUGUACAUUAAUAUAUUAGAGCGAUGUCUAUAAACAGAGGUGUGUAUUCAGAUGUAUAUAUCUAAAGAAAAUUGCAACAAUCAUGUAUAUUUUAAUGGGAAAGUUAGUUUUCUUUCACUUGUACUCUUCUUUUGCAUUGAAGCUAUUUCGGGUUCACAAGAAAUCCCCCCCAAAAAAACAAACAAAAAAAAAAACGAGAGAAAGAGAGAAAAAUAGUGGCUUUUAUUCUACAUUCUCAAUAAAAAAAUCGCAGGAGUUUUCCCAGUGCCAACGUUGUUAAAACUAAUGAACCUUUGUUAAACCAGUACAGAUCAGAGCUUGCACCCUACAGUGAGAGUUUAUGUUCUAUGUGGGGAUGUAGUAGAUGCCCCACACUUCUUUGGCCAUUUUUUGCACUGCUCGUCUGCCUUCCUUAGUGUGUCGUACACUGCUUCCCCAUCCUAGCUCAAUCAGAUGCUAUGACCCAAUGAAUGUUCUAUUUUUCCAGUGAGGCCUUCAUAUGUACAGAACACUGAGUGACCACUAAUCAGUGCCAUGCUCAUCAGGAGUCCUUUAGGCAUAUCCUUAUUCAGUUCAGCUAGAAGGGUUCUUCAGUGUCUUUUAUGCCAAGUAGAAGGAGACAGGCACCACAUUUUUACACUAUUUCUUUUUUCUUUCAUGAAGAAGCUAGUUGAUCUAAAUCUUUAAGAACUGUCUGUUACAGCAUGUGCACUCUCAGGUUUUCACCUGGAAGAACCGUAUACUGUAUGGAAAUCGAAUUUAUUUUAUUUGUAUUAUUUCCUCCUUUUUGACAUUUACAGUUGUAACUUGACUACUGUGUGGGGUAUCAAAAAAUCAUUUCUCUUUGCAGGGGAAAGAAGAAUGCAGUGCCAUAUAUUUACUGUCAGGUUGUGAACACCGCAAACAAAGAGAAGCUACGGUGAUGUCAACAUUGUACGUUUUGCUAUUUUCUGUUUUAUUUUAAACGUGCAGUUGGAGGCCUUUGGAUCCUGGUCAGCGCAGGUUCAACUCAUUUAACCCUCCUGUUAUGUUCGCUAUCCCGGUCCGAUUUUCCCAAAUGACAUAUUUUGACCAAAAAACUAUUAAGAAAUGUGUGACACUAGUGAAUUUAAUUUUGGCCAUUUUUAAAUGUUUUUACUGUAGUUUAUAAUUAUUUUUAUGAAGCCCACCAAUGACUAAUUAUCUCCCAUAAUUCCUAACCACAACAUUUUUUUUGAAUAAAUAUUUGAACAGCUAUGAACAAAUGUCAGCUACUAUGUGAGUGUUUUGCAACAUGCCACUGUUAGUCGCUAUGUUUGUGUGCAUGUAUUUGUGGGAGAGAUCGACAGACUCUAUGAAUUAUGUCUGAGCGAGAGUGUGCCUCACAAUCUGUUUUCCCGUCUUCCUCUCCCUGCUCUCUUGUCACAUGUGUGAAUAAUCUGUUCUUGCAUGGGGAUUGCUGUAUUAUUUGCAUUUUCCAUUACUGCACUGUAGAGUUGUAGAGGUUGCAGAGUGUCAUUGAGUAAGCUGGACAGAAAUGUUUCAAAUGGAAGGAAGAAGAAAAAAAAAAAAGAACCAAAGAAAUAGGUUUUCUAUUUCUAAUGCUUCCAUGUUUUCAUGCUUCCAUUUUUUUUUCCCCCCUAAAACAUAAACAGGUCAAUUUGACCUAGAACAUAAAAGGAGGGUUAAACAGGCAAGAAGAUUGUGACGAAUUGUACGACGUAUAACCACACUUCUUUCUCACAGAUGUCGAGGUUCAGAGGCUGUUUGUCUGUGUUUUAGAGACAUGUUUGUUUUUUAAUAAUGGACAUUGCUGAACUGCAGAACUUCAGAGCUAAUUUAUGGUUUGUUUCUCCUUAUCUGUGAUGUCAAAACAAACACUAUACCCCUUUUUUUACAUUCAAAUAAAUCACGUCAAUGUUUAUAUAUUCUGGAAAUAAAUUAGGCCAUCAGUGCUUAUGCUCAUUA